Vigna radiata var. radiata (mung bean) is the source of this 1812-nucleotide messenger RNA. RefSeq names its product glycine-rich cell wall structural protein-like. The transcript has 5 exons. Bases 1 to 1812 code for a protein of 603 amino acids. The record is from RefSeq and is a predicted model, not a curated record. NCBI's taxonomy places the organism in Eukaryota, Viridiplantae, Streptophyta, Magnoliopsida, Fabales, Fabaceae.
AUGGUGGUGGUGGUGACAAUGGUUAUGGUUGGUCAUGGUGGUGGUGGCGGAGGUAGCAGUGGUUAUGGUGGUGGUGGCGGUGGUGCUGGUGGUGGUGGCAGUCNUAGUGGCGGCGAAAUUGGUGGUGGUGGUAGUGGUGGUGGUUGUGUGGGUGAUNGUGGUUUCGGUGGCAGCGGCGGGGGUGGAAGUGGUGUUGGAGGUGGUUGCGUUGAUGGUAGUGGCGGCCUUGGUGGUGGUAGGGGUGGUGGUUGUCAUGGUGGUGGUGGUGGUGCCAAUGGUUGUGGUGGUGGGGGGGGGAGGGUGGCAAUGGCGGUAGUCAUGGUGGAGGUGGCGGUGAUGGUGGGUGGUUUUGGUGUUGGUGGUGGCGGCGGCGUCAGUGGUGGUGGAUGUUGUGGUGGUGGUAGGUGUGGUGGUGGUGAUGGUAGUGGCAAUUGUGGCGGCGGCGACGGUGGCGACGGCGGCUGCAGCGGUGGUGGUUGCGGCUACAAUGGUGGCGACAGUGAUGGUGGUGGUAGUUUUGGAGUUUUUGGACGUGGUGGUGGUAUCAGUGGUGGCGGCGGCGGUGAUGGUGGUGGUGAUGGUCGCGGUGGUAGAGAUGGUGGUGCUAGGGGUGGUUAUGGUGGUGGUUGGGGUUGUGGUGGUGGUGGUGGUGGUGGUGGUGGUAAUGGUGGGUUCGGCGGCGGCGGUGAUGGUGGUGGUGGUGGUGAUUGUAGUGGUGGUCCUGGUCGUGGUGGUGGCAGUAGCAGUGCCGGCGGCGGUGGCGGCGACAUUGGUUGUGCUAGUAGUUGUGGUGGUGGUAGCGGCAGCGGCGGCGGCGGUAGUGGUUGUGGUGGUUAUGGUGUUAGUGGUGGUGGUGGUGGUGGUAGGGGUGGUGGUGGUCGUGGAUGUCGUUGUGUGGUUAGUGGUGGUCGUGGUACUAGUGGUAGCGGCGGCGACGGUGGUGGUGGUGGUGGUGGUUGUGGUAAUGAUGGCGGUGGUGGUGCUGAUGGUCGUGGUGGUCUUAUUGGUGGUGGGGGUGGUGCUGGUGGUAGCGACAGCGGCGAGAGUGGUUGUGGUGGUGGUGGCAGCAACGGUGGUUGUGGUGGCGGUGACGGUAGUGGUGGUGGGGGUUUCGGUGGUAGUGGCCAUUAUGGUGGUGGUAGUGGUUGCGGUGGUGGUGGCGGUGGCGUUGAUGGUGGGGGCACUGGUGGUGGUGGUGGUUAUCGUGGUAGUCGUGGCGGUGGUUGGUGGUGGUGGGAAUGUGGUGGUGGGUUUGGUGGCGGUGGUGGUUGUGGUGGCGAUUGUAGUGGUGGUUGUGGUGGUGAUGGUGGCGGCGGCUGCAGUGGUGGUUGUGGUGGCGACGAUUGUGGUUGUGGUUGUAGUGGUGUUUGUGGUGAUGGUGGGGGUGGUAGUCAUGGUGCUGUUAGUGGUGGUGGAGGUUGGUGGUGGUGUGGCGGCGGUGGUAGUGUUGUGGUGGUAGUGGUGGUGGUUGUGGUAGAGGGGGCGGCGGCGGUGGCGGUGGUGGUUGUGGUGGUGGCGGUGGUGUCGUUGGUGGUCAUUGUGGUUGAGGAUGUGGUGGUGGUGGUGGCAUUUGGUGGUGGUGCUGGUGGCGGCAGCGGUGGUGGCGGCGGCGGUGGUGGUGACGGUGGUUAUGGCUGUGGUUGUGGUGGUGGUGGGGGGGGUGGCGGAGGUGGUGAUGGGGGUGUUAGUUGUGGUGGUGGUGGUUAUGGUGGUGGUGCUGGUGGUGAUGGCGGUGGUAGUGGUGGUGGUGGUGGUGGUUGCGGUGGCAGCGGUGGGGGUUGUGGUGGUGAUAGUGGUGCUGGGGGGUGGUGA